This is a messenger RNA of Tachysurus fulvidraco (yellow catfish), 1214 nucleotides long. RefSeq lists its product as uncharacterized. Bases 605 to 1000 code for a protein of 131 amino acids. The transcript has 3 exons. Lineage: Eukaryota; Metazoa; Chordata; Actinopteri; Siluriformes; Bagridae. The record is from RefSeq and is a predicted model, not a curated record.
AUUUACCUGGAGAGAAAUGUUAGCUGUCACGCAAGCUGCUUUCGAUGCCGUUCAGUUAAGUGGUAUAUAUUAGGGUUUAGUUUUCUACGUGGUUUAGUUUAUAGUGUUUACAUAAUCAAGUUUAUCUUAGGGGUGAAAGUAAAUCCAAUAGUCAGCAGGAACGAGCUGACUGCUUUUGACCUGUUGUUUGUCUGUUAAAAAACACUAAGCUUGUGAUAUUCUGGUGUUCCAGCUGCAGCAGGCUGAAAGUGUCAUAUAGUGUUUAUAAUCAACGUGGAUUCAGAGAGUAAAUAAAGUUAAAAACACAAUAUAUUUAGUGCAUUUUGUGUCUCGCCAUUAGCUAUGCUGAGCACUAAGCGUUAGUAAACAUAACUGCUAAUCAGGUUACAUGGCUAUGUGGAUUAGCUAGCUAACAAGAUUGAGUGAUUGAUUGGUUAUCAAUUCAGAUCUAUUUUCAGUCGAGGUUACUUUUUAAGGGUUUAGGAUUAGGAAGUGAAUAUGUGUGGUUAGUUUCCUGGUUAUAGAGUCACAGAGGAACAGCACUCAGAGUUAAAAACACUGAGCUGUUGAACCACAGCCGCCCUGUUCAAGGACUAACUCUCAAAUGCACGGAUUACCCAUGCUGCCAGAAAGCAGAAAACGGCAUCAUAGCUGUGAUGCUGAGGAAGAACAACUUCUGCCUCAAGCUAAGAGGUUUCCGGGUCAUCCUAUCUUUUCUGAGCUAGCCCAGGAUGUUUGGGACUUUGAGUCUUCCAGUAGUGAUAGCAGUUGCUUUAGCAGCCCAGAGAAGCUGACAGGAGCUGGCUUCAACCACGAGUCUGCACGAAUAAAUGGAACGCGUGUCCUCGAGGAUUCCUGUAGCCCUAGCACAUCGGGGCAGUUUGGUGAAGAGGUGGCCUUACAGUGCAAAUCUGAUGACUCUUACCAUAAUAUCAACCGCAUCCUUAGAGAAGCUCACUUCAGCAGUCUGAAAACUCGUGGCCAGCCAGGAACAACCUGAUCAACACUGGUCACCCCAAACAUCCGGCAUUUAACGGCACCACACAGGGAAUCUUUUACAUCGGGUGGCACAAUGUGGAUCCUUCUUCACUUUGGCUCAGCUGCGUCGGUACCCCAUAUUUACAGCACUUAUUCAUUAUCAUUGUCAGGUUUUGUUUUAAAUCUCUAUUUGGGUGCUAUUAAAAAAAAAAAAAAAAUCUCAGACAGCAUGCUAU